Messenger RNA from Benincasa hispida (wax gourd), 3649 nucleotides. The record is from RefSeq and is a predicted model, not a curated record. Lineage: Eukaryota; Viridiplantae; Streptophyta; Magnoliopsida; Cucurbitales; Cucurbitaceae.
AAAAAAAAAAAAAAAAAAAUUCUUCUUCUUUCUUCUUCCUCACGCUCGAAAUCCCCCUCCCCAUCUCUCUCUCACGCCCGAUCUCUCUCCCUCGUCCGAUCUCUCUUUUCCCUCACGCGAAGCAGCUCCGUCGGCGUCUCUCUCUCGCCGCUGCUGUCCAAUUGACUUCCCCUUUCAGUCGCGCGCAGUGUAGCCACUGGGUCUUUCGGCGUUGAGCUCGAUCCGGGCAGACCUCGUCGUUGUCAGCCACUCACGUGCAGCGACGCUGCAGUCCUUCUCCCUCUCCCUCUCGGGUUUCGCCGCCAGAUCUGCAGCUGUUUUCUGCUACUUUCGACGCCAGUCAAGUCGAUCCAGCCAGAUCCGCUCGUCGUCGUCGAGGUCGUCCACGCCGUCGUCGAGGUCCAGCUUCGUAACGGACCUGUUCAAGCGCGGGCUUCGCUUCAUUUCGCCAGAUCUGCACUCCAUCUCGCUGAACUCUUGGAUUUUUGGGUAAGGUUUGAUUCAAGAUUUGGGGAACAUUAAUGUACUGUCCAAUGGGUUGAGGUUCAGUAAGAUUGUACUUUUUUGAUUGAAGUUUUGAAAGGAAUUGAGUUGCUAUCCAAUAGGUUUGAGACCGAUCUUGGCAAGGUUUUGGUAAGUUAGGAGGUUAGUAUUAAUAGUUCUUGGUUACCCAUUGAAGUACUAGUCUAAUAAUUGAGUUAUUUUCAAAUUUUUAUGUUGAAUUCAAAGAUUUCAAGGGAUUGAAGUCACUAUCCAGCAAAGUUAACGAUGUUUGGACAUUUUGAUAGGUAUUGAGGCCUUGAAACUCUUUUGGAAUUGUUACAUUGUUGCUAGAAUUUGGGUUUGUGACAAUUAUUAUCGAACUUUGCACAGAUUGGAUUACUUAGUUGUAGUUUUGAAGUGGGAUUCGAAUCAAGCCACACUUAGGGUAAUCUAUUUGGAGUUAAUUGGUUAUUUUGGUGGAUGAAAUUAGGCCUUAGGGGUGAACUUAAAUUUGGAUUUAUGAUUAUAGGUUCUAAUUCGGGACUUUUGUGGGAGAAGCUUAUAACCCAAGGGAUAUUGGCCUACAACUGUAGCAAAUGAAGUUCCAACAGCCUACGAGACAUGAGAUCUGUCACCAGCUUUAUCUAGAUUACACAAUUUCGGCAUUUGUUCGGAAGGGUAACUUGGGCAGAGUGUGACACCUGGAGCUAUGGCUUUUCAGCGGCGGCGCAACCAUUAUUAUCAUCGUUUUAGAUUCUUGAUCCCAUUCAUAUCUACCAUUUUUGGUGGUCUGCUUCUAUUCUUUGCACUUCUCUCUUUUCUCGCUCCUUCUCCUAAUGAUUCCGACCAUCACCGCCGCAUUCCUCCGGUUCAGUUCAAUGCUGCUUCCGACGUGGCGAUUGGAGUUUCGCAUUUUCGUGUUCCGCGCAAUGGAGCGAGAUCCGGUCGUGAUCUUUGGACUUCCAGAAAUGCCAAGUUCUACUCUGGAUGUAGUAAUGCUAGCAACAAGUUUCAGAAAGCUAAUGCUAUCACGCAUCCGAAUCGUUACUUGCUGAUUGCAACUAGUGGAGGUUUAAAUCAACAAAGAACUGGGAUAACAGAUGCAGUUGUUGCAGCACGUAUAUUAAAUGCUACACUUGUUGUCCCUAAGCUUGAUCAGAAGUCCUUUUGGAGGGAUUCCAGCAACUUUUCAGAGAUCUUUGAUGUUGAUUGGUUCGUAUCAUUCCUGUCAAAAGAUGUGAAAAUCAUUCAUCAGCUACCAAAGAGGGGUGGGAAAACAUGGAAUACACACUCAAUGCGUGUCCCCAGGAAGUGUAGUGAAAGAUGUUAUCAGAGCCGCGUAUUACCUGUUCUCUUGAAAAGGCAUGCUAUUCAACUCUCCAAGUUCGAUUAUAGACUAGCAAACAAGUUGGAGACAGAUUUACAGAAACUGAGAUGUAGAGUUAACUACCAUGCUUUGAAAUUCACUUACCCAAUACAGAGAAUGGGUGAAAAACUGGUCCAUCGAAUGCGGGCAAGAAGCAAUCAUUACAUUGCUUUGCACCUCAGGUUUGAGCCAGAUAUGCUAGCAUUCUCAGGUUGCUAUUAUGGUGGAGGUGAAAAGGAAAGAAGAGAACUUGGAGCUAUCCGAAGGCGAUGGAAAACCUUACAUCAAGUAAGCAAUCCUGAUAAAGAAAGGAGGCAUGGAAAAUGUCCACUGACACCAGAAGAGGUUGGUUUGAUGCUGAGAGCACUUGGAUAUGGGCAGGAUGUUCAUAUCUAUGUGGCAUCUGGAGAAGUAUAUGGAGGGGAAGAGACACUAGCCCCUUUGAAAGCCCUUUUUCCUAAUUUCCAUUCGAAAGAGACCAUAGCUUCCAAGGCAGAAUUGGACAAAUUUUCUUCAUAUUCUUCUCGCAUGGCUGCACUUGAUUUCAUUGUCUGCGAUGAGAGUGAUGUGUUUGUCACCAACAAUAAUGGCAAUAUGGCAAGAAUAUUGGCUGGAAGAAGAAGGUACUUCGGACACAAGCCAACCAUUCGUCCAAAUGCCAAGAAACUCUAUAGGUUGUUCUUGAAUAGAGCCAACAUGACAUGGGGAGCAUUUUCCUCCAGGGUUAGAACUUAUCAGAGAGGCUUUAUGGGAGAGCCAAAUGAGGUGAGGCCAGGCAGGGGUGAAUUUCAUGAAAACCCAUCGCCUUGUAUAUGUGAAGAUGCCAAGCCUCAUGUAAAGUCUGAUUCAGGACCCAGAAAAUAUGCUAAGGGUGAUAUUACACCGAGGAGAGAUGAGCCUGCAGCACUAGACGACCAAAACAACAAUUAUGAGCCAGAAUGGCCCGACUCGGAGGAAGAGGAAGAUCAAGUUGACUUUCAAGAUAAAGGUCCAUUCAAUGCAACAAGUUUGGACUAUGAUGCAAUUAACUCUGAGGAGCCUGAAUUGGAAGAGAUGCUCUCAGACUAAACAAGCGGUAUGGUGAUCCUUACUCAUAUUGGUACUUUACUAUCCCUUCUUUCACAAACUUUGCACCCCAACCUCGAAACGAAUUGAGAGUGAGAUCCCCCAAGAUCAUUUUUCAUUCAACAAGACAAACCUGUCGAUUUUGGUUCGUAUGUGUGUCAUUCUGUAUAUAUCACCCCAUCAAGAGCCAAGAAAACGUCUCCCAUGUUUCGAACAAUCAUUAUACGUUCUUUUUGGCCGCGGUUUUUAACAGUCAGAUAUUGCAUCAACAAGUUGAGUAUCAACAAAGUGCUGUGCAGGGGCUUUGCAAGCAAGGUUGGGUAGGGGGCUAAUGAGAGCUUGCAGGAACCAAAGAAAUGCAUUGUGAUUGUCAGAUUCUUCUGAGGUAGGGUUUUGAAACCAUGCCUGUACAUUUUUUCAGUGUGGUUCAUAUUCUUAAAUGAUUUUGCCUUGUGAAGUUGGUAAUUAGGUUUUGCAUGGAUUCUCUUUAUUUCUAAGGAUGGCUGUAUAGUCGAAUACAGCAUUAUCCCUCCAAAAUUUGUUUGUCUUUCUAUUGAUGUUAUCUUAUGGUCCCAUAGAUUAGCCCUUCCAGAAAAUAGUUUGCCUUUCUUUUCUUGUGUCGUCAUCAAUGUGUUGUGGAUUUUCUAUUUAUCAGUAUUUUGAAUGUUUCAAGUUUCUACUAUUAACAAUUAAUAAUAGUUCAAGAUUAGAGCUGGUAACUUGCAUUUGAGAUUC